CAAGCCUCCUCAGCUUCUGCCCAAACUUGAAAAGGCUUGCUCCCAUCAAAGAGACGCCGGAAACAACUCAUCUCAGUGACAUGUUUUUUAUUUCUCUUCUCUUUUGUCUUUAGAUCUCAUACAGGACCACCAUGAUUUUAUAUUAAGUGGUCACAGUAGACAGAGUCACCAAGCAGGUUGAAAACCAGUGGUGUCUCUGCAGGAGCUUGAAGCUGAGUUCUUUGUUUGAAGGGUACAUACUGAACACAGGUGUGCCCGGUUACUUUAUAAGCUCCUGAAGGCCUGAAUGAGAGAGAUGGGUGCGCUUGAUUUUCUGUGAGGCGUGUGCCAGUUGGGUGGAGRUGGUAAUGCACUCAAAUACAUCAAUCGCUGUUUAACUUAACAAUCAUCGCCCCGUCUUUUGGGAUCUGGAUGUUCUACACUCCUUCUGCUGCCAACCCCAGGGAGGGCGGAGGGGGGGAGGAAGCCACCUGUGUAUUUUAACCCUAGAGACGUCCCUGGAUACAGAGACACACGGAUAGCAGAGUGCUAAUCUCAUGUGACAUCAUAAAAAAAGACCCGACUUCAUUGGCAAAUGGGCAUCUGUUGGGACUGUUUCCAAAGGAAGGAAGCAAGCAUUCUGACCAGAAGGGAAGGGGGGAGGGGAGGGGGGUGAAGUUCCGGGUCUUCCCUCGGAUCAGCCUUCAAAUCCUCUUCUCCGCUUGUGUUAACUGACUGGCAGUGAUCUCAAUCGGCUCACAGAUAGCGACGGCGCUCCUUUCAGCGUUUCAUAGGCGCUUUCUCUCUCUCUCUCUCUCUCUCUCUCUCUCUCUCUCUCUCUCUCUCUCUCUCUCUCUGCGUGAGUGUGUGGGAGGGACUAAAGGAAAGCUCCCCUCAGCCACAGUAUCGUGCAUUAGAAGGAGGAGGGGAAAUGGGGGGGAACUCAAAGCACACUCGCCGAUAAGGUUUCUUUUUUUCCUCCCCCUAAUCUCUCCUCCUGGUCCUGUGGCUGGAAGAAGAAGAAGAAGGAGGAGGAGGAGGAGGAGAUCGGGAUGCUGAGGUAGCGCGGGAUGCUGCGGAGUGGAGACGCCGUGGGAGGAAGUCUCAGAGAGAAACACGAAUGGCUUCCCCGAAGCUGCUUCCCGCAAAGGAAGCAGGCAAGCAGUCCGAGCUGAACCCAGAAGCAUUCGACCGGGUUUCCGGUGUACAGCACGCCCGGAAGUCGGCCGGAUCAACAGGAGAGGGGGUCGCCGGGGAGGGCGGCUGCGCCCCCGCCCGCGGCAGCGGCAGCCGCGGCCGGUGCCUUUCAGCACCGAGGACAGCGCAGCGCAGGGCGGGCGCGGAGGGGAAGCUCUGCCCUCCCCCCGGCGGCGAGGAGAAGCUCCGGGUUUGCUGCGACGAGGAAUUGGAGACCUCCUUCACCUUCAUCGACGAGAACGUCAACUUGCGACUGGCCAGCCCGGAGACCGGCUGCAAAACUUCGCACAGGCCCGUCCGCAACGGCGAGCCUUGCUCCGAGACUCUGCCGGAGCUCUCGUUCAUGUCGGAGGACGACCUCUCCUUCGGCGAAGGCUCCGGGAGCUCCGUGGACUACGGCUUCAUCAGCGCGGUCACGUUCCUGGUGACGGGGAUCUCCCUGGUGAUCAUCUCCUACGCCGUGCCGCGGGACGUGGAGGUGGACCGCGACAGCGUGUCGGCGCGGGAGAUGGAGCGGCUGGAGAUGGAGAGCGCCCGUAUAGGCGCCCACCUGGACCGCUGCGUGAUCGCGGGACUCUGCCUGCUGACGCUGGGCGGCGUCGUGCUCUCCACGCUGCUCAUGAUCUCCAUGUGGAAGGGGGAGAUGUACAGGAGGAAGCUCGUGGCCUACUCCAAGCGCUCGGCCAAACUGUACGGCUCCAUCAGCCUGAAGACGAGAUCCAGCCCCAGCCACUCCUCUGCCCGCUUGUCCCUGGAGGAGGAGAUGGUGGAAACUUUGGCUUAAGCCGCCGCUCCGCAUAGAAACGUUUGUUUUGAACAAGGAUUAACGUCAGCCACGCACAUUUUAUAACCGCUGAACUAACUAUUACAUGCAAAACCCUACAAUGGUAGGGAAUGGGCUGAAUGUAGGUCCUAGAUGUGUUGUAGUUUGAAUCUAUGUUCAAACUAGGGUAAUUUGAACAUUGGGUUCAAACUACCCUGUGUUUGAACCCAAUGGUUCUAGUGAUGAGUUUUUUUGCUCAUCACUUUUACAAAAUCAGCCAGGAGCAAAAUGAACGUGGUCCACAUGGAUGAUAGCUGGAGAAUUACCACAGCUAACAUGUACUUUUCUGCCAAUUUUUGGGCCUAUAUCGGUUCCACAUUUAAGACAGACCAUAAAAUGAGCUGUUGAUUAGGGUUUCCAUGCCAACAGGGGCGAUCCCAAGAGCACUAGACCUAUGGUAAAUUACCCCCAAUCAGCAGGUAUAUGGGCCAAUCAUGGACUUUGCCCAGGCUGGAUGGGCGCUAAGUAGGCAUGGCUUCUUCUGGAGGAUCCAAAUGGGUCAACUUGAUAACUGAUGCCAGCAAAACAGCUCUCAUAAAAAAAAAAAGAAUUUGACUUUUAUUAUUAUUGAUUUUUUUAAACAAGUCAAAUUCUAGUCAACACUUCCAGGGCCAUGUGGAUCCUACUUUGUGUCCAGAGUUGAUACUGUAUAGGUAAUGAAGAUGAAUCCACUAUGUAAACCAGGGACUGUCCCAAUAAAAGCCAUUUUGUCAGCCCAUUUCCUACCUUUAGGGUCCCAUAUGUAAACCAAGUGAACUAGGCCCCAGCCAGCCUCAACGAACACUUCAAUUCAUUGAGGAAAAAAAAAAAAAA
Poecilia reticulata (guppy) is the source of this 2812-nucleotide messenger RNA. RefSeq names its product transmembrane protein 74 (gene tmem74). NCBI's taxonomy places the organism in Eukaryota, Metazoa, Chordata, Actinopteri, Cyprinodontiformes, Poeciliidae. The record is from RefSeq and is a predicted model, not a curated record.